AUGAUUGACUUAAGUGAAAACCAGUUACAGGGUCAUUUGCCAAGAUCUUUGGCCAACUGUACUGAGAUUGAGUAUCUUCAUGGAACUCUUCAACAGUUAAAGAUUCUUGUUCUCCAUUCUAAUGGCUUCCACGGUGCAAUAAAGAGUCCAGAAACAAAUUACACAUUCCCCAAUUUGCGUAUCAUUGACGUCUCUCACAACCAUUUGUCGGGGAAUGUGCCGGCAGGAUACUUAGCACAAUGGGAUGCCAUGAAAUCCGUUGGUGCAAAGAAUUUAAAAUACUUGGAUGCUAACGGCUUGGUCGACUAUUCGAUUAUAAUAACGAUAAAAGGUGUGGAAUUGGAGUAUAAGAAGAUCCAAGAUGGCCUCACAGUCAUAGAUUUCUCAUGCAACAUAUUUGAAGGAGAUAUUCCUAAAAUACUAGGGAAUCUAGAAGGUCUUCAUGCCCUGAACCUUUCCAAUAAUGCUUUCACUGGUCAUAUCCCAUCAUCCUUUGCGAACUUGGUACAGCUAGAAUCAUUAGACCUUUCUCAAAACAACUUGUCCGGAAAGAUACCUCCUGAAUUAGUCCAACUCAAUUUCCUUUCAAAAUUUAAUGUGUCACAUAAUUGCCUCACUGGACAUAUACCACAGGGGCAACAGUUUGGAACAUUUCCAAAUACUUCAUUCGAAGAUAAUCGAGGACUGUGUGGAUGGCCAUUGUCCAAACUCCGUGGAGAUUCUGACAUUUCAACACCUCCACCUUCAACCUUUGAAGAGAAUCAGAGUCCAAAAUUGUUCUUUGAAUUUGGUUGGAAAGUAGUUGUGACGGGAUAUGGAUGUGGAUUCGUAUUUGGUGUUGUUAUUGGGCACAUUGUGACAACCAGAAAGCAAGAUUGGCUCAUCAAGAUUUUUGGCAAGAAGCAACACGAAACUCGAAUAAGCCGGGUGAAUCGUAGGAAGUAG
Juglans regia (Persian walnut) is the source of this 945-nucleotide messenger RNA. Its product is annotated as putative receptor like protein 25. The coding region runs from base 1 to 945 and encodes 314 amino acids. The transcript is spliced from 2 exons. The record is from RefSeq and is a predicted model, not a curated record. Lineage: Eukaryota; Viridiplantae; Streptophyta; Magnoliopsida; Fagales; Juglandaceae. Gene Ontology annotation, molecular function: protein binding.